Molecule: messenger RNA, 1589 nt
Organism: Elaeis guineensis (African oil palm)
Lineage: Eukaryota; Viridiplantae; Streptophyta; Magnoliopsida; Arecales; Arecaceae
Product: protein trichome birefringence-like 34
Cellular component (GO): Golgi apparatus
Molecular function (GO): O-acetyltransferase activity
Source: RefSeq, a predicted model, not a curated record
GAGAGAGAGAGGAUAGGAAAUGACUACCUAUUACGGGCCUUUGGGACUCAGGAAUUGUUUCAGCUCUCUCAUCACCCUUUUCCUCACCAUCUUCGCCAUCUCUCUCUUCUUGAACAAAGCCCAUCUCCGGCAAGAAGAGACGCCAACUCCUCCCCCUUCUUCACCACCUGCAGUUCUAAAUGUAUCCAAGGUCGAGAGGCAAGAAGAGAUCACCAUCCCUAUCCUUCCACCACCUGUAGCUCUCAAUCUAUCUAAGUUCGAGAGGCAAGAAGAGAUUACCACCCCUAUCCUUCCACCACCUGUACCUCUCAAUCUAUCUAAGGUCGAAAGGCAAGAAGAGAGGAUUACUAUCCCUUACCCACCACCACCACCACCACCACCACCACCUAUAGCUUGGAAUGCAUUGGAGGGCGAUGACAAGUGUGACUUGUUCUCCGGCCGGUGGGUGUAUGACAACUCGACCCAUCCGUUGUACUCCUGGCAGAAUUGCUCCUUCAUGCAUGAUGAAAUAGCUUGUGAAAAGUUUGGAAGGAAGGAUCGACUCUAUAAGAAUUGGCGCUGGCAGCCCCAUGGAUGUGAUAUUCCAAGGUUCAACUCCACAAAAUUGCUAGAGAGGCUCAGGGGGAAAAGGAUGGUGUUUGUUGGGGACUCCCUCAAUAGGAACCAAUGGGUCUCCAUGGUGUGCCUUGUGGAGUCAUCUAUACCUCCCGAACAAAAGUCCAUGAAAUUUAAUGGCAGUCUCCUGUCCUUCAAUGCCAAGGAAUUCAAUGCAUCAAUUGACUUUUAUUGGUCACCAUUACUGCUGGAGUCAAAUGGUGAUGAUCCAGUAAUCCAUCGAACAUCAGAAAGAAUUGUCCGGGCUCAUUCAAUUGAAAAGCAUGCAAAGCACUGGACAGAUGCUGACGUAAUCGUAUUCAACUCCUAUCUUUGGUGGAAAAAGCCAGGGAUUAAACUGAAAAUUUUGCAUGGUUCAUUUGAAGACAAAGAUAAAGAUUUCGAGGAAAUUGAGCUGGCACUUGGUCUUGAGGUAGCAUUGAGAACAUGGUCUGAGUGGCUUGAAUCACAUGUGGAUACUAACAAGACCCAGCUAUUCUUUGUUAGCUUGUCGCCCACUCAUGUCUGGGCUGAUGAAUGGGGUAAGCCAAGUGACCAAAACUGCUACACUGAGACUGAGCCAAUCACUAAAGAAGGGUAUGCAAGUAGAGGAACAGAUUAUUCACUGAUGCGGACGGUCGAGGCAGCAGUCGAAGGAUUAAGAUAUAAAGGUGUACAUGUGCAAAUACUUAACAUUACUCAACUUUCAGAGUAUCGAAAAGAUGGCCAUCCAUCUAUUUUCCGGAGGCAAUACGCUCCUUUAACUGAAGAGCAACUUGCAAACCCUACAAGCUACUCAGAUUGCACACAUUGGUGCCUUCCUGGUGUUCCUGAUACAUGGAAUGAACUUUUGUACACAUAUAUUAUGUCCAGAUGACAAAUAUCAGAUUGGUUGGGCAUAAAAUUAUAGAUUUUUGAAUGAUUAUUAUGUACUUAUUCUUUGAAUUGUGUAAUAAUUGUAAUAUGAUGGUAAAGCUGGUGGCAAAUAUUGUCAA